This is a messenger RNA of Acanthaster planci (crown-of-thorns starfish), 13199 nucleotides long. Its product is annotated as E3 ubiquitin-protein ligase CHFR-like. NCBI's taxonomy places the organism in Eukaryota, Metazoa, Echinodermata, Asteroidea, Valvatida, Acanthasteridae. Gene Ontology annotation, cellular component: nucleus. Gene Ontology annotation, molecular function: protein binding; ubiquitin-protein transferase activity. The record is from RefSeq and is a predicted model, not a curated record. Gene Ontology annotation, biological process: ubiquitin-dependent protein catabolic process; mitotic cell cycle checkpoint signaling; protein ubiquitination.
CAUGUCCAUUCAGCUGUCCCCAGUGCCUACAUGCAUGUGUGCUCUUUCGGGACAUUUACAUGGCGCCCAGAGACGUUAGAAUUCUUCCGCUGGGUACCUAGUAACAAAUAUCAUGAACAGUAGUCUUUUAAUUUUCAGUUGACUUCAGAUUUCCAUUUAGCCCGCAAGAGGAAUGUCGAUAUUGUGCAAGGAGGGUGUAGAGUGGGCGCAAUUGGUGUGCACCACGGACCUGGACGCGCCUACUCUGCCCAUUUGUGGAGAGAAAGUCACCAUAGGAAGAGCUCAAGGUUGCAAUCUCAGUUUGCCAGAGAACAAAUUGAUAUCAGGCCAGCAUUGUGUCUUGACAAGGAACGAAGAUGGCUUGGUAUUACUGAAAGACACUAGUACCAAUGGAACAUUAAUCUCUACAUCAAGCAGAAAGGUGAGAGUAACGAAGGGCAAUAUUCAGAGACUCCAGCAUGGUGAUGAAAUCUUUCUGGUCUUCAAAAAAGAUGACCCAACUAAAAAUGUGGCUUAUAUGUUUCAAGACCUCAGUCAACUCCUUGAUGAAACCCAAGUGAAUGAUGACCCAGAAAGUGAUGAAGAGUGUACACAAGAGUAUGACGUGAAAAUGACAGCAAGCACACCCACAAAGCGAGCGGUCUGUGAAGUGGAUUCCUCAGCAGAGAUUGAAGAAGAACAAGCCAAGAAACCUAAAAUUGACAUCACCAGCCAAGAAGAGCAGUUGGAUCAGCCCUCUCAGCCUCGAGAACAACCAAGAGUUGAUCUGUCUUUAGCAGACAGUCUGCCACAGACUUCUGAUUCUACUGGUGUGGAUGUGACAUCAGAGGGUGUUGCUGACACUGACUCUGCUAAACAACAGGCUGUUGCUCCCACUGGAACAGAAACAGCCAACGAGACUCCAGUAAUCACCCCUUCUGCUAAUGACAAAACAACUGACAGUUCAGUAGCUGCCGUUGAUUCUCCAGCAGGUGUGACACCUGAGGGAGGAGAUGUCCAGGGUUCUGCUGGGGAAGCAAUGGCUGAUAAUCUCAUAUGCAGUAUAUGCCAAGAUAUCUUUCAUGAUUGUAUAAGUCUGCAACCCUGUUUGCAUUCAUUCUGUGCAGCGUGUUACUCCUCGUGGAUGGAUUUAUCAAAAGAAUGCCCGUCCUGUCGAGUUAAAGUAGAGAGAAUAAGUCGUAACUUCAUUGUCAAUGGCCUUGUGGAAGCAUUUGUCAAGGAGCACCCAGAUCGGAAAAGAAGUGAUGACGAAAAAGCUGAAAUGGAUGCCAAGAACAAGAUUACAAGAGACAUGAUGGUUCUGUCUAAGAAACGUCGAGUCCGGGACUACGAUGAUGGUUAUUCUGAAGAAGAUGAGGAUGAUGAAGAUUAUGAUGAUGAUGAAGAUUAUAAUGAUGAUGGUGGCAGGAAUCAUGGGGAGAUAGUGUUCAAUAUCAUGCCCCCACUUGGAGGCAUGUUCGGCAUUGGUGCACCUCAAGUAAACCUUUUUCCUGGCCGUCCAGCUUCUAUUUGUAUACAAUGCCCAGGCUACCUGGGACCAGGACCUAAUGCAGGCAUAACCAUACAUCCUCCUCUUCCAACAACAUCAGCUACUUCAACAACAGCGACGGUGUCGUCAACAAGCACAGCCACUUCUGGGGAAGCAUCAACAUCUGCAGUAGCUAGCACCAGUACGUCAGCUCAGCCAGCUGCAGCGGCUAGCACCAGCACAUCAGCUCAGCCAGCUGCAUCGGCUAGCACCAGUACAUCGGCUCAGCCAGCUGCAUCGGCUAGCACCAGUACAUCGGCUCAGCCAGGUGCAUCGGCUAGCACCAGUACAUCGGCUCAGCCAGGUGCAUCGGCUAGCACCAGUACAUCGGCUCAGCCACAGCCACUAACAAGGAACUGUAGAGGCUAUAAGCAAACCAGUACAGCUGAGAUGGUACCAAUGCCAGAAGUUCCACAGUUUGUGUGUCCUGAUGGAGGCAAUCAUUUAAUGUGUGGAUGUUGCCGACGACAAAUGCCGGAUAGAAGGCAGGAAUUCUUUGCCAACCCUCAGAGCCUACCCUCACAGAAGUGUGAUGUUUGUGGGAAUUUCUUCUGUCAUAUGUACUGGGGAUGUAACAGGAUUGACUGCAAUGGAUGCCUCAACAAAUUUCAAGAUUUACAUUUUGGAAAAAAGUGCCUUGACAGUCUUAUUCUCAAAAAUUCCUAUGAAUCAGAAAUAUUGAAGGAUUACUUGCAAAGAAAGAAUUUAACAUGGAAAGACGUAUUAGCUUCGUGUAUGACCAAGUUAGAUGCUGGGGAGUACAUCUGUCUAGAUGGAGCCAUCAACAGAAUAUCCUCAGCCAACAUACUGUGCUAUCAUUGUGGCUUAAGAAAUUUCCAAGAACUUGCUUACCAGUAUAGGAGAGAUAUUCCAAGGAUUGAUUUGCCUCUUCAAAUUGUUUCAAGACCUGACUGCCACUGGGGAAAUAAGUGUCGUACACAGAUCAGUAAACUUCACCAUGCAAAGAAUUUCAACCACAUCUGUGAGCAAACUAGAUUCUGAAUGAAAACAAGAGCCGAGUUCAUUGCUAUCUCUUGCCUUCAGCCAGCCAACAAACCACUGCAUUCAUGGUAUGGUCUGCAAAUCACUACUGGUUUCAGAGUGGUUUGGGUAUCAUUGAUUAGCCCCAUAACCUGUCAUGAUUCAUUACCCUUCCUCCAUGGUUUUCCUCGUCUGAUGUUCUGUUCUGUCACCAUCGCACAGUGGUUGUAAUUUCAUUUUCCAACGAAGAACAGUCUCCAUCACCCAACCACAUGACCCUGUUACUACUCUCCACAAAGUAACUGUGUGAACUUACAAUAUACUAAGUUCGUUCUUAUGAUAAUUUUAAACCGAACACAGCAUUGUGUGAUAUGACAUAAAAUAAGGGUAAUUUCCACAUCGCAUCCUCAUGCGAAGAUCACUUGUACAUCGACUGUUACUUACCAACUUUUUGACACAUUCUAUUUUUCAUCCUAAUGUGAUAAUGGUAAAUACACCUUCUUCCAUGCUCGUUAUUAUUUUGUUUAUACAUGUAAAAGAGUAAUUGAUUUGCUGCUCAUGUCAUUUUGUUGUGCAUAUACCUUGGCAUAGGCUCUGUGGAGAUGCAGCAGUUCCUAAAUGACGUAAAUUAUCAUGCUCUAACAUCCAUGAUGGUAUCUGCUCUGAGCGGAACAAAAAAGGGUGUUUUUUCCGGUACUCACUGCAUAGAUGCGCAAUGAGGCGUGCAGGUAUAUGUGCGUUUGAUGCGGAGCGCGCUGAUUACACGUAACCAUUUUUUUCCGGAAUGUAUGGUCUUUGUGUACAGGCAGAAUGCAUGCAAGACCCACUUAUAACCACCUGUCUUUCUUUCACCGUUUGGGGGUGCACUUCAGCUCUGGGCGGAUAUUUGCCAGGUCCCUUAUUUCGCCACUUCCUGUGAAAACCAGUGAGAUAUAACAAAAAGUGGCAGUAAUAAGGAUUUGGCGACUAUACCAUCGUGGACGUUAGCCGUCAUCAAGAGACUGAUGUACCGUAGUUUUUCAUGGAAAUCCAUUCUUCCAAUCCACUGUACCUUUUGAAUAUGAAAUCACAUUUACCGUUUUUUGGUACUUUCCAUUUUCACAGCAGUAUAUAUAUUGGUCACAUUUGCAGUCAGUCUCAAUUAAAUACUCCUAGGAUUCCUUUCCUCAAUGAUUGAUAACAUUCAGACUAUGUUUGGAUGACACUUUUUAAAAAUACCUAUAAAAUAACUUUCCAUUUUGAUUGGAAUGGUAGCAGUGAAAGUUAUGAGGUUCAUGUUUUCAUAGUAAACUUGACCAGACUCAUCAGAGACUCCAAACCUCUUCGAUGAUCACUAAUGUUUUUCAAAAACCAUGCCAUUAGCUGUGCACAGUCUCAAGUUCUGAUGCCCAUGGUCUGAUUGUAUGAAGUCUUACUUAUGCCUUUUAGCCGAACUGUCCUUAUUCACAACAAUUUACAACCUGAGUUGGUAAGGUUGUGAAAAGCUGCACAAUCAGCUCAGAUUUAUGUAAAUAGUUUCAUUUCUGUUUAAUGAGACGCUGAGGGUUGGUUGUUAGUUCAGUCAGAGUUUAGCCAUGAGCAUCUCGAUGAUUGCAAGAAAUGUCAAUAUCAAUCUCAGCUGAUUUCCUGUAAUCAAUGUAGCCAAAUCUUAAGUUGGUGUGUCUUCCGUAUAUAAAUGUAUCAUUAUUUCUUUUAUCUUCUGGUUAAAAAGGCUCUGUACUCUGUGAGUUGGGACUUCUCACAUGCUCUCUUUCAAAAGGCUCAAUGUUACUCUUUUGGAAUAUGCAGGACUUCUCACAUCCUCUUUGUCAAAUUCUACUUUGUGUGAGUUGGCAUGACUUUUCAUAUCCUCUGUUAGAAAUGCUACAAAGGCAUAACUUCUCACAUACUCUCUUUCAAAUGGCUCAGUGCUACUCUCUGUGAGUACGCAUGACUUUUCACAUCCUCUUUGUCAAAUGCUAGUCUUUCUGAGUUGGCAUGACUUCUCACAUCCUCUGUCAAGUUCUACUCUUUGUUAAUUGGCAUACAUUCUAACAUUCUGUUACAAAUGACUCAGUGCUACUCUGUGAGUAGGCAUGACUUCUCACAGCCUCUUUGUCAAAUUCUACUCUGUGUGAGCAGUCAUGACUUCUCACAUCCUCUUUAUCAAAUGCUACUCUUUGUGAGUGGGCAUUACUUCUCACAAACUCUGUUUCAAAAGGCUUAGCGCUACCCUGUGAUUAGGCAUGACCUCUCACAUCUGUAAAAUUCUACUCUCUGUGAGUGGGCAGGACCUCUCACAGCCUCUUUGUCAAAUUCUACACUGAGUAGUCACGACUUCUCACAUCCUCUUUGUAAAAUGUUACUCUUUGUAAGUGGGCAUAAUUUCUCACAAACUCUGUUUCAAAAGGCUUAGUGCUACCCUGUGAUUAGGCAUGACUUCUCACAUCCUCUGUCAUAUUCUACUCUCUGCAAGUGGGCAGGCCCUUUCACAUCUCAGUUUCAAAAGCUAAUCUUUCUGAGUAGGCACCUCUUCUCACAUCCUCUGUCAAAUUCUACUCUUUGUGAGUUGGCAUAACUUCUCACAUUCUCCGUGUCAAAUUCUACUCUGUAUGAGUUGGCAGAACUUCUUACAUCCUCUGUCAAAUUCUAAUUUGUGUGAGUGAGCAGGACUUCUCACAUCCUAUGUCAAAUUCUAAUCUGUGUGAGUGGGCAUGACUUCUCACAUUCUCUGUGUGAAAUUCAACUCUGUGAGUAGGCAUGACUUCUCACAUCCUCUGUUUCAAAUGCUACUCUUUGUGAGUUGGCAUUACUUCUCACAUACUCUGUUUCAAAUGGAUCAGUGCUACUCUGAGUAGGUAUGACUUUUCAAUUCCUCUUUGUCAAAUUCUACUCUGUGUGAGUGGGUAGGACUUCUCACAUCCUCUGUUUCAAAUGCUACUCUUUGUGAGUAGGCAUAACUUCUCGCAUUCUCCUUGUCAAAUUCUACUCUGUGUCAGUGGGCAGAACUUCUUACAUCCUCUGUCAAAUUCUAAUUUGUGUGAGUGAGCAGAACUUCUCACAUCCUAUGUCGAAUUCUAAUCUGUGUGAGUGGGCAUGACUUCUCACAUUCUCUGUGUGAAAUUCAACUCUGUGAGUAGGCAUGACUUCUCACAUCCUCUUUGUCAAAUGCUACUCUUUGUGAAUUGGCAUUACUUCUCACAUACUCUGUUUCAAAUGGAUCAGUGCUACUCUGAGUAGGCUUGACUUUUCAAUUCCUCUUUGUCAAAUUCUUCUCUGUGUGAGUGGGUAGGACUUCUCACAUCCUCUGUUUCAAAUGCUACUCUCUGUGAGUAGGCAUAACUUCUCACAUACUCUGUUUCAAAAGUCUCAAUGCUACUCUGAAUAGGAAUGACUUCUCACAUACUUCGUUACAAAUGGAUCAAUGCUACUCUUUGUGAGUACGCAGGACUUCUCACAUUCUCCUUGUCAAAUUCUACUCUGUGUGAGUGCGCAGGACUUCUCUGUUUCAAAUGGUACUCUGUAUGAAUAUAGGCAAGGCUUCUCUUGUCCAAGUCCUCUGGUUCAAAUGGUUCAAUGCCACACCGUGUGAGUAGGCAUGCUUUCAGGUUGUAAUCACAAAGAUUAUGCCGUUAUGCAUGCCAAAGAAAUCUUUCUGUGAGAUGUUUCGUUUUCAUCGAGACCAUCUACUUGUCUCGUGUAUUUUUUAAGGAGAUCUUGAUCACUAACCAGCCAAUGGGAGGUUAAAUUCUGUGAUAUUUACAAGCUGCUCUGAGCGGCUUGCUGGCAGAAGUAGUCGUUUUUUCAAGCUGCUGCAAGUGGCGCACCGUAGUGAAAGAAUUCAUUGGUCCAGCACAUUCUCGAAACUCCUUUUUUCCUGAAAUGAUGCAUUUAAGAAAUUUGCAUGAAUUUAUAAAUCCGAUUGAAGAUUGUUGAUUUUGCUUUAUUUAUGAAACAGCAACAUCUUUAAAACAUAGGCAUAUAGAUGCAGUGUAUAUUUUUUUAAAUACCUGUUAGUGCAUUCUCUUUAUCUCCCACUGUAUGAACCCUGUGUUUAUUCCAAGAAUGAUCAUCAUGUCCCGUCAGCAGUAAACAUUGCACCAUGUUUAAACCUUUAAAUCCAAAUCAACAAACAGAUAACAUUGUAAACCUUGAGACUUAAACAUAUGCAAGUGAAUGAAAUCUGUUAUUUUCUGGAGGCCCUCAAGCAGUUCACCAUCGAGCAAACAAAGAAUUAAGUGGUUGCAGUUUUUCUCUCAUCAAUUAAAGCAAGCAUUUGGCAUCAUCAUGGAAUGCUCGCUCCUAACACAUGACUGAUUUUAUUUAUUUACUUUAUUCUGAAAGAAGGGUUCAAUUUAUUCCCCAAAAUACUGUGGCUUAUUCUUCAGACUUACUCAACUCUUUGUGAGAUGACAGAGAAGAACGUUGCAUGAGUUGUGGGCAGCAAUACAAUCAGACUACCAGCCUGCAGAAAUCAAAAUAGAAAGACCUACAACCCUGCUAAUGUUUGUAUUCACAUUCCCCAGAUUACAACCUCUAAGUCAUCAAUAAUGUGUUCCAUCCACUUGCUCAUGCAAUACCUCCAGUUUCUGUUAAAUCACAAGAAAUACUGUUCACAUGGCUAACAGCACAUGCGAAAUUCCAAAACGCAAAUCAAUAACACCUACUAAAGAUAUCACAUUUUGAUUUACAUCUUAUCGUGAAUAGAGCAAGAAGUUUAAAACACACAAUAACUAUUUGUCUCAAAAUGGAACAAAUUGCCCAGCACCAAAACUUCUGAGUCCAUCGUACACAAUAUACUGAAAUGCAAUCUCUCGAAGACUACAGCACCUCUAAUUUGGAGAUUUUUUUACGGGAAUCAUGCCUCAAAUUUCCGAAAAUGUUAUUCAGAAAAUAUCCAGAUACAUUUUAUCUUUAUUGCGUAGAUAAGCGUUGUCUUUAGCAUAUAAAAUGUCCUUCAGCAUUCAGUAUAAGACGAUAAAUGUUUGUUUGGAGACUGUCCUGCAUCCACAGAGCUUAUGAUAUAAGCGUCUUAGCCAUAAUGCUUGUAUCUCGAGAAAUGUUAAAGACUAGCAAAAGGUUUUCCAUGACCGCUGUUAAAGUUUUCCAGCCAUGGAUAUUGUGAGCUUAAUGUCUUAGCAUAGUAAGUUAAUUCUAUCAUUAACAUCGUUAGAUACAAGGAGGUCUGAAGGAGAGUCAGAUGAAUAAUCUUGAAUGUACUUGCCACACGAGGGCAGGUUAUAUUCUGCAAUCGAUGUAAAAUGUGCAAACUUUUCUCUCUUUUCCAUUUUUAUAGAUGACAUUAUGAAUUCAGUAUUUGCAGCGUGAAGUUGUUUGCUGUUGCUGUCUCUUUACUGGGAUGAUCUUUUGUGUACAAUGACAUCUGCUUCUUGCUAGUUUAUCACAUUGAUCACUGUCCCGUUUUAACAUAUUUGAUUGUCAGUCACAGCCAUGAAGUGACAUCUUAGAAUUGGCUAAAUCUGGUUUGUCACGUUUUUUGUGGUGAAAAGUUUAUCCUCUUCCAUAGCUCAUUUCAAAGAGAUUUCGCGGAAUUUAAAGAAAUAUGACACUGUUGAAUAUAAACGUGUUUUAGCUAUGAUUUGGUUUUGUACGUACAUACAUGAGUGCCAAACAUCCUUGAAUUCUUGAUGUCGUGAUGAGGGUUAGUUAUAGUGCAGUUGAAAUCAACACAUUAUGAGUAGUUCUUGUUUGUUGCUGGGAUCACAAAGAAUCUAGAUGUUGUUCCUCUCCUCCUGUGAGGACUUUUUCCAGGAUUUCAUAAGGCUCUGGCCAUCAGGGCUCUUGGAAAGUAAAAGUCUUCAUGUAAACCGAUAAGUAAGUUUGUUGUUUGUUUGACUCGAACCCACGACCUCCUGCGGACUAGUGCAGACGUCUUAACCAUUGGACCACCGAGCUUGCCGGUGUCGGCUGGCUGGUUGGAAUCAGAUGAAGCAGCGGGUAAAACCGCUGGAAAACUAUUUCAAAGAUGGAUUUGCGCCGGGGAGAUGGAAUUUGGAUUGAUUUUGGAUUUUUUUUCCCCGCUCUGCCCGAAAUAUGCACGUCGGCGGGGAAAAAAAUCCAAAAUUAAUACCUGUGACUCCCCAGAACAAUCCAACCCAAGAUAAAAAGAAGAUAAACAACAAGAAAGCGAUCAUAGCAACUGAACUGUGGAAUCUAAGUCCAUCGUACGCUUUGUAAAGUUCACCUGCAUCUGUCACAGAGGUUUGGUCGGCUUGAAACACAUUGCCCGUUACACCGAGAAGAAAGAACUGCUGAUAAUUGAUCAACAAACUGAAUUCCAGUGCUUGCAUCAGUAGGCUAAAUAGAUUUGGUCUGACAUUAUACUGGGGCCAUUCUAGUACACUUGAGUAGCCUCCUUUGAGAAAGCCAUGAAAUUUCUACCUUUAGAGUUGACGAUUGGAGUGAACCUGUGCAUAGCCGAAUAAGAAUGAGAGUGAUGCUGUUUAUGCUUCCUCUGUAAACUAAGUACAGUCACUAUCCCAUAUUUUUUUACAUGUUUACUACACAGUAAUGGCAUUUCCUACAGCCCUUUUUAGGUGGCUUGGUCACAGAGCAAGAAAACACUUCAACACUGUUGGCAUUCUCAAUUGAUUUUCAAAAUAUCAUCUUCAGCAGUUUCAGAUUUCAAAAGUCUUUUGCAUGGAAGAUUAGCUUUUAGGCAUUGACCUUUAAGCACCUUCCUACGUAGCAGCCGCAGCAUUGCACACUAUACCUUGAGCAGGUGGUUGGGUCAUUCAGACAAUUCUCUACCUUCCAACCAUAAUGAGCGGUAGAUGGUGUAUCUGUCGCUGCAAGUCCUUCUUGUGGACUGCAGCUAUCUUUGCAGCAUCUUUGCGUCUUUACAGGAGGCCGUGCUCUGUUAAUGAUAAUAAACAAAAGUCUUUGGUCUCACAUAUUAAUAUUCCUAUAUCUUUUGUCCCACAACAAAAUCCUUAACCAGUCUUGGAACUUGGGUUGGCAUUGGAGGAGUUCGUAGGCACCAUACUUUCCAAAGAACACAGUGGCUGAAUCACUUUUUCAGUGAUAAAAAUGCUUCACUGCGUCUGCGACCAGGAAAUAAAGGCAUUUCAAGCACUUGUCAGUUUCUAUAUGUCCUGAAUGGCAGCAUCUUCUGCCCAGAUAUCAUACAACUGACCUGUUUUGGUGAUCCUUCAUAUCUAGUACCAUAUCUGCCGAUGCCUUGAUGAAGAAAUGUACCUGUAUUGUUAUAAACCAAGGGACAAUAUCACAUUACAAAGAAGCUUUGUACAUAGUUCAUAAACAUCGUGAGGAUGUAGCAUUGAAAUGGAUCUGUUCCAGUGUACUUAGCCCUGUAUGGUUGUUCUGCACCCGUGUGUCAUACAUCACUCUUUUCAAGUAAAUUAGAUGGGUUUGUGGUAGCACCAUGGAUAUAUCUCUUUAUUGGCAGCACACCGUCGGUGCUACCGCAAAUCUCUCAAGUUUACUUGCUCCCUCCAUCAUGAAAAGCUUCAAAUGUCAUCUUUGUCUUCUUCGUCACCUUUCUCACUCUACGACAGACUAUAACAGGGAUCGUGUUGUUCUGUGUCACAAGGGACGUGAAAACAAUUCUCCAUUAAUGGGAAUUGCAAAGUCUACUUUCUUAUGCCUUGCCCUUCUCUGCCCUUUCCUUGGGCCAGCCUUGAAGUGAGGCCGUAACAUUUCCAAAGACUUCUGAAUUCCUGAAGGAAAACCAUGACCACCACUUGGGACUGCCUUAUCAGAAUUGUUUUUGAAUCAGAUGUAGCACUUUGAUCUGAAGGAAGAGGUUUAGAUCAAAGAAGUGCGCAUUUUAUUUCAAAUUUUGAUAUUCAGGUAUCAAAUUUUGAAUUUUCGGUGUUUGCUUUAAAGGGCGUGUGUAGGAUUUACCAGAUCUCAAAAACGCGACUGUCGAGUUAUCUUGAAACUUCUUACUGUAAGUAAGUACAUAAUAGUGUCAGACAAUCUGCAAAAUUUUACCGCCAGAAAUGCUGUCAAGUACAAUUCAUUCAAAUUUUGCAACCGUUAACAGGCGCAGCAAAAACGUGUGUAAAGCAUUGAGCUGUUAGAAGAGUUAAUGAACGCCAAUACGCCUUCGCUAAGCCUAAACUCAUGAUUUAAUAAAAACAUAAAAAUAACUAACAUGCAAAAGGAGAAUUUGGACUUGUUUAAAAUUAAAGUUUCGUUUUGAAACUGUAGAAGUUUACCUCACGUGAAUAUAUCUUCUCGCUGCCACCCCUUAGAUAAUGGUAUGGGCCAUAAUCGGUGUACAGGCACUCAGGAACGUCCUGUGGCCCAUGGAUUUUUGCGAGACAAGUUACACCAGCUGCGCUUCGAGAGUUAAAACUAAACUGCGUUUUCCCGAUUUUUCUCCAAGGAGUGAUCUAAAAAAAAUGGAUCAGAUUUAGGGAAUGAUCGACAAAGUAAAUCACAAACCCCCAAAUCGGCCAAUUUUGGCAAAGUGCUGUAAAUGUAAAUCCUACCUUUAAGGGAUACAAAGGCACCAAUAUGUUUUCAGUCAGGUUCUUGGUGCCCUUUGCACACUUUUCUUGCUCGUGCCAAUUCUAUUUUUCCACCUAUCGGUACUUCAAUCUCCUACUGGCAAGUUGCCCAUUGAGACCAUUUGUAGGUAGCCCAUCUUUACAAUCCUGAAACCUUGUAUGUGUCCGUACCCAGAUACCUCAUUCAGUAAGGAGGUGCUGUGGGAGGUUGUAUGACAUGUCUUCUUGGAUCCCCUAAGGAGCAGUCUCUUCAAAGUUGGAUCUAAGGAAUGAACCCUUGGAAUCAUUUUCCCAACUUGUUUUAUUAAAUUGAUCCAUAGUUUUAUCUCAUGAUCAAUUUGUGUCCAAUUGAUCAUUAAGUCGAUAGACGUUUUUAAGUGUCAUUAAACUAAAGUGCAGUUUUUGGUAGAUACUCCACCGAAAAUUAUGUUUUUGACCUUUUUCAGAAUAAACAUCCAUGUUUAGCAUUUGAAGCCACACUGAACACCGUCCCUGUAGAUGUGUUUCUUCAGAGGCAGUCGAACCAUUUUAGAACUGUUUAUCUUACAUUUAUUAUGUGCCAGCCGAGAUAAUCAUCUCGUCAGAGCUACAUGUGCUGCUUAGAAGAAAUGAAAUACCCUCGAAGUUGAGGUCAUGUCCAUAACCAGAAUUGCUGCGUUCCUGUCUUAUAGUACCUCCUUGUUCAGGAGGAGUUUACAAGGACUUUUUUGCCAUUGGAUCACAAAGAAACUUGAUAUAGUCCACCUGGUUGAUUUCAAGAACACUCCUUGAAAUGGAAAGUGUCAUGGAAUAUCGACCAGACAUUGGAUGUAUUUAUUCCCGAAAUCUACGAGUUUGGUUAUGUUUACCUGCUGGUGGUGAAACGUUUUCUUCCACGCAAUCUCACUGUGUUCCAUUCCGUUCUGAACAAUGAGUACAAAUGGUGCCUUCAGAUUUCAUGCAGUUCCAACAAUUUUGUCCCAGCGUGCACAUUUCAGAGCAUUUAUGCGCUUCUUAGGUGGUUGUUGACGGUUUGGAGUCUCUGAAGUCGGUUGGAUCUGAUCAAAGAAUCCCCCGAUCUCUGUAUCUUUAAUUUUAUGCUGCAAUUUUAUUUCUAGCACAUUUCAUAUUUUAACAUACCUGUUUCGUUAAUGAAUUGAAGGUGUUUAGUAAUAACCCAUGUACACUUCUACCAAAACCUCACAGUACCCUGACUGUGAGGUCAUGGACAUGAAAGAAGUGGUGUGCAGAAAUAUUGAACUCAUUCAUGAAAAACGUGAGAAAACACAUGGAAUAUAAGGUGAGCAGUUUAUGGCUGUUCUUGACAUCCUUUUCAAUCAGCUCCAAUGAAAUGCAUUUUCCCUAAAUGUAUUACGUACUACAGUGCUAAAUGAUUUUGUACAUUAGUGUGAAGUGUGUGAAAGUAAAUGAAGUUCUCAAUACCAAUGAAAGGCAAUAAACACGUGAGUCAUCGUUAUGGUCGUCUUUACGAAUUCUCAUAUUACCAUCCCUCGUCCCCCAACAUCAGAUGGAAACUAUGUUUAGCAAUCAUUUCUGCCAAUAUUCUGGUACCUCACGUUUCAUUUGUUUGGCAACUAGUCUCCGUGUUCACGUGAUUAGUGGCCUUUGUAGGCGUGUUUUCAUAAUCUCCACUGACGCCAUUAGGAACGAAACAAAAUUACAGUAUCUGAGGACAUGGCUUCAGAACAUCUGCCCAUCUAUGGACCUCCGCCGCUUGGAGGACGAAACUGACGGUGCCGUUAAUCAGUAAGAGGGACGACCUCAGGCCCUGCCUGAUGAAAAGAUGUUCCGCACCUGUUCCGAUAUCACAACAUUCAGAAAUUACCAGUCUAUGACAUUUAGACUUAUGCACUAGUAAAACCUGUAAUAAAGUUUCAUUACGGGGUCUUUGAUCUGAAGCCAUGUACGUCGGAGGGUCUGUCCCCUCCCCCCCCCCACAAAAUCUACUGGGUUUGACCUUUUCUUGGUCAAUCUCACAAUCUCAUUGCAUCUCCAUCUGUCUGCGGUGUGUUAUUAUUAACCGACCUGUCGCCUACGCAACUCAUAUGUGUGUCUAUUUUUGGAAGUUUGCCAAUCCAUCCAAAGUCUGCUCCCUGCAUGAAAACAGUUUCCUGGGAGCCUGGGAUUUUGUUGUGUGAAUAUUAAGCUCAAGACUUUGCUUUAGUCGCCAAAAUAAAAAAAAAUGUUGAAUAAAACCUCGGAAAUAUCAAUGA